CAAGCCCCUUCCCAGCGAGGAGAAACCCAGGAGCCACUGGGGGACAUCGGGAGGGGGAAUUGGCUCCUCGGCAGGCUCCAAGCCCCUUCCCAGUGAGGAGAAACCCAGGAGCCACUGGGGGACGUCGGGAGGCGGAAUUGGGGCGCAGAGCUCCCGCACUGCCUGGGACACUGCGGGCGAGAGGAGGGGGCUCUCCUCCAACAGCUGGUGGAGACGGGAGAGCGAGGUGACCCCCAGCACGCAGUGGGGCUCCUCGGCGGCCCCAGGCAGGUUCAGCAGCCUGUUCAGGAGAGGGAAGGAGGACCUGGCUGCCAGCGUUGGGAAGGAGGCAGAGCGGGAUGCGGGCAGCCGGGCUGGGGGGCUGAUCCGGCGCUUCCCGUGGCGGGCAGCCGGCGAUGGGGGGCACGGAGUGACCGCACGGACAGCCCUGCUGCGCUCAGCGCCCCGGCCCCAGCCCGAGGGAAAGGGGAAAGGCCUGGAGUAUUACCUGUCCCAGUUCCUCUGCUUCGCCAGCUUGGUGCUGCUGCUGAUUUUUCUGGGCAUCCUCGUGGUGAAGAUGGCUGGGUCAGGCUGGCUGGACGGGAGAGAGGAGAGGUUUAAUCUCUUGCCUGUGGAUUGUGACAAAAGAACGGAUGAUUUCUGCCAGGCCAAGCACAACGACGUGGUGAUGGCCAUGCUGCACGAGCUCUACAAUUACCUGUCCGUGCAGGCAGGUAAUUUUGAAUGUGGAAACCCUGAGAACCUAAAAAGCAAAUGCAUUUGGGUUAGUGAGGUGAAGGAUCACGUGCUGAAUGUAACUGGCAGCUCCUCACAGAAGUUUGAAGCUGCCCUGCACUGGAUCCUGAACAGCAACAAGGAUUUGGGAAUUUGGUUGAAAGGCAGGGACCUGUCAGAGCCUGUUUCCAGCGUGGAGGAAGUGUUCUGCCUGGAAUCUGCUCGUCCCCAGAUGGGGCUGGGCUGCCGCUUCCGCCGGGCCGUGGUCACGGCCAUCAUGAACCUGUUCCUGUUCUUCUGGUGUCUGAUAACCCUUUGGGGCAUCCUGCUCUACCUCCGCUAUCGCUGGCGCAAGAUGGAGGAGGAGGAACAAGCCAUGUAUGAGAUGGUGAAGAAGAUCAUAGCUGUUGUCCAGGACCACUACAAGGAGUGGGAGCGGAAUUUGGAGCGUUACCCCUACGUCGGCAUCUUCCACGUGCGGGACAGCCUGAUCCCUCCUCAGAGCAGAAAGAAGAUGAAGCGGGUGUGGGAGAGAGCCGUGGAUUUCCUGGCCUCCAACGAGUCCCGGAUCCAGACAGAGUCACACAGGGUGGCAGGGGAGGACAUGCUGGUGUGGAGAUGGACUCAGCCCUCGUACCUGUCGGAUUCUGAGCACUGAGGGCAGCAGGAGGAGCAGCAGCAGGGCGGGACAUGGACCCUGUGCAGGCCUCAGGGCCCUCGCUGGUGGUGGGAGGAGCAGGGCCUGGCCCAGGCUCUGUUUGCUCUCACUGCUGGAACUCUCCAAACAAACACGUUCAGGGCAAUACUGGCUUGGAAAGAAGAUGGGAUUGAGCUGGUGGGAAGCUGGGAUUGCACCAAAGUGAGCCUUCCACAGAGACCUGGCUCCCAUGGCAGGCAAACAACAACCUACAAAGAAUAACUGCACUCCCCUCUCGAGGGCUGGGGGUGCAAAAUUUGACCUCAAUUCUGCAAAGGCCAACUGGUGGCAGAGUCCAUCAGGGAAUGUGCUGAAAGAGAACAUUUCCCAUGGAAACAUUAGGGUGGCAGUUGCAGGCAUGUCUUUGUUUGCGUUUGUUUUUAUCAGUGCAGAGACAAUGAGGAAGCACUUGCUGCUUCCCAGCAAGGAAAUUGUUUUGUGUUGGCUUCAUCCAUCCAAAAUUGGGAGAAGGGGAAUUGGGUGAAAUGGGCCUGGAGAGAGGGGGGAGCCUGACGUGCCUUGGUGGUUUGGGCUGGGCUGGGGGUGGUGGAGGAGAGUUUGUGACCCUGUUACACUUUUAAGUCUGCAGUCUGUGUGCUUUUUUAUUUUUUGGGGGUGUGGGGUGGGAAUUUGGGUGGAAAAUAAAGGAUAUAGGGAGCUUCUAAAGGCGCUUUCCUGUGGCUGCAGCCCAGGAGUGCUCCGUGGCUGUUCCAGAGCAGCUUUGGGAGGCUCUGAGGGCUCAGGGCUCACGUUUGAGCUGGGCAGCUGCAGUGUCUGUGUUUGUGUCAGAGCAGGGAGGUGCCAGCUCUGGGAUUGUCGCUGUCCCUGCAGCCCCCUGUGGGUCCCAGGAGCAGCCUGGCUCUGUCCCAGCCCUGCUGCAUCGUAGCUCGUGUCUGUAAUCACUUGGUUACUUCAGCUUCUCUUUCUGUCCACUGAAGGAACGUUUGUUUCCCAGGCAAUGGCACCAGAGUGUGGCAGUUCAGGCUGGGCAGAGGAGCUGCUGCUCUGCUCUUCCAGGGCUCUGCAGCAGCUCCUGAGGCUGCAGGACCCAAAUCUUUGCUGGCCUCAGGCAGGAGGAGGUGCAGAGUGAAGCCAGCGGGGAUUUGAGCCCUGUGGCCCCUGGGGGUUGCUCUCUUGAGGACAUCCUGGGGCUGGAUGCUCAGAUUGCUCCUGUCCCGGGCUCUGGGCUGGCUGAGGGCACAGCCCUGGGCAGGUGGUGCCACUCCAGGUGUGUUCCUUGUGCCUGCUCAGCUGGCACAGCCUGCACCUCUCCCCACGUGGGUGGAGCUGAGCUCUCCAGGAGCAAAACCAGAUCUUUCCCAUUAAAUGGGGAAUAUCCUGCAUGGAGGGGGCUCUUACCCCUCAUUUUUGGCUGUGGGUGUUUGGGCAGGAGACUCAACAGCUCUCCUAGGCAAGGACCAGCCCCUUGCACUGCAAUAAAUUGGGAAUAAAAGUAACUUUGAUUGUUCCCACAUGCAUAAAGAUCACUGCUGCCAGAGAAAUUCUCUCAAACACCGGUGCCUCUGUUCUUAAACCUUUUUAAACUCUUGGUGGGGUUUGGGGGAGCUUUUUUAACCGUCCAGAAGCGCAGAGUCAGGCAUUGCUGUCAUCCUUUUUGUAUUAAACCUGGUUUUGUAGAACAAACUUCAAUGGCUUGGUGCUGUUUCUAUGUUCCAUUUAGCUCUGUAAAAAAUCAAUAUCAAAAAUAAAUUUAUUACCAAUCA
This is a messenger RNA of Zonotrichia albicollis (white-throated sparrow), 3135 nucleotides long. It is a transcript of the gene LEMD2, whose product is annotated as LEM domain nuclear envelope protein 2. Gene Ontology annotation, molecular function: chromatin DNA binding. The record is from RefSeq and is a predicted model, not a curated record. NCBI's taxonomy places the organism in Eukaryota, Metazoa, Chordata, Aves, Passeriformes, Passerellidae. Gene Ontology annotation, biological process: nuclear envelope organization; negative regulation of BMP signaling pathway.